Molecule: messenger RNA, 1134 nt
Organism: Caenorhabditis bovis
Lineage: Eukaryota; Metazoa; Nematoda; Chromadorea; Rhabditida; Rhabditidae
Source: the annotation of a GenBank genome assembly
AUGAUGUCGUCGUCGUCGCCGUCGCCGCCGUCGUCGUCGGCAUCCUCGGCCAGUGGCCUGCCUGAGCGAGGGGAUCGAGAUGGAGAGCGUGAAAGCAAAAUUCGAGGAUCCAACAAUCGCUACGUGACGACUGCCAUGGGUCGCAAGAAAAUUCAAAUCACCCGGAUACAAGAUGAGCGCAACCGACAGGUGACAUUCACCAAGCGGAAGUUUGGUCUCAUGAAGAAAGCCUAUGAAUUGUCGGUGCUUUGCGACUGCGAAAUUGCACUAAUCGUGUUCAACUCGACGAAUAAGUUGUUUCAAUACGCUUCAACGGAUAUGGACAAGGUUCUGCUCAAAUAUACCGAAUACAAUGAGCCGCAUGAGAGUCGCACGAACAAUGAUAUAAUGGAAGCGUUGAAUCGCAAGGAGGGGAAACACGGUGGUGGUGAUUCGGACGAUGAGAGUCCUGGACCUUCUUCAAGUCCGAUGCCGCCGACAAAUGGUCAUUCGAAUACCACAACCUCGAUCGCUUCAAACUCAUCAUCGGGUGCCGAACAAUCAACGACAUCUCUGGCUUCAGCUCAACAACAACGCCAACUCAACGCCGCUUCGAAUCUCCAUCCGCUCUACCAGAACCUGUUCCUGCAACAAUCCUAUCGUCCGAUACCGCCGAGAAACGAGCAAUCGCUGCAACAGCAGCUCUCGAAGCAUCUCGAUUUUCCGACGACCUCGUUCGCCGACUACAAUUCGCUGCAUCCGAUUGCGGCUGCGGACGCCGAUUGCGAGUUGGUCGGCGGUCGGCCAGCGACGACGGCCGAUCAGAAUCUGUGGGCGACGGCGUUGCAACAACGUCCCGUGUCGCAGCCGGCUCCAGCAGUGAGUCGGACGGAUAACAAUGGAAUUUCGCACGGCAUCUCAUCUGAUCAUGGUCUCAAUUCGCUUCUCUCGCCAUCCUCGCUCAACGGUGUCUCGAACAAUCCGCUCAUCGAUAUCGGAUGUAUUGGCGGCGGUGGUGGCGGAGGCAAUGGCGGUGGCGCGCCGCCGCCCUACCUCAAGGUUGAGCCGAAUGCCUAUGUCAAAGUGGAGCCGCAUUCGCCGCCCGAGAAAAGGCCGAGAUUGACAGCCGAUUGGCGACCGCAGCAGCUAACAUGA